Messenger RNA from Moneuplotes crassus, 492 nucleotides. NCBI's taxonomy places the organism in Eukaryota, Ciliophora, Spirotrichea, Euplotida, Euplotidae. The record is from the annotation of a GenBank genome assembly.
AUGUCAGACGAUAAAAGACCAGACUGGAAGAAAGGAUUUGACAGGAUGAGAUACAUGUACAAGGACUUCAGCAUCUCCUCUACUAGCACUGAAUUCAUCAACCGAGCAAGCUCAGGAAAAGAACUUUUGUUCAAUAAUUCAAAAGAGACUAUUGAGGAGAUUAAGAAAAUUUUACCCAGAAUGAAGGUGAACCAUCAUGCAACGGUGAUUGGGGUCAAGAGUUAUCUCAAUCAUAGAUUCUACGUGUAUCAAACACUAAAAAAAAGACUAGUUCUGUACGCUGGUUUAGGUGGUUGGUUAUUCUUAAAAACAAAUCAACUAAAAUAUGCUCAAAUACAUAGAGCAAUUGGUUUGUAUGUGAUGUUUAACAUUCUCAUUCCUGACUUAAUGGUCCACAAAAGAAGGCUUUCUCUUGAGAUCAGUGAGCAUACUCGAUGGUUAGCAAAUCUCUUUAAAUAAAUUCUUUGGAAAUUUCUCAAAUGCCUAAUUUCA